AUGAGGGCGGGGCACGGGGGAGGGGAAGGGCCAAUCAGUGAGGCGGAAAGCGAGGAGAUUGGCCAAUCAAAGUGGAGGUUUAAAGGGCGCGGGCCAAUCGGACCCCGGAGCGGGCGCGCCGCGAUCGAGCCGCAAGGGGAGGGGGAAUUCGAACCAGACCACGCCCCUUUCGCUAGGCCACGCCUUCUCGGCGCGCGCGACGAGCGGGAGCCGGGGGCGGUGAGGUGGCCCCGGUGCCCUGAGGCGAUGGCCGAGGACCGAGAUGUUCGAUUUGUCACCGAGGAGAGCUUCGACUUUGGUGUGCUGUCCCCGUCUGACAGCCAGGAGGAAGAGGAGGAUGAGGAUAGCCCAGGCGUGGGGUGCCGGCAUGGGGGUGGCAACGGGCGCUGGAGUCCCCUGAGUGGGGCCCGUCUGGAAGAGAUGGUGCGGGAGGCCACGCGCCUGGCAGCACAGUUGGAGGGGUGUCACCUGCCCGCUCCCAGAGACCCCUCGGGACCCACCGCCACACCCCCCAGCACACCCCGCAGCCCCCGCCGCCAGACCUUCGUGGUGAAGGACAGCCCGGUGCGGGCGCUCCUGCCCACCGUGGAGUCUCGGGGACCUGCCCCCGUCCCCCGCCUCCCCACCAAGCCCCGGGGGGUCUCUGCUGCCACCAGUGUCCCCAAGGCACCCCCCAGCCGUAAUUCCACAGCAGCAGCAAAGGGACCCUCGGGUGGCAGGGGGCUCCCCCCCAGCCGCGUCGGCCCCCCCCGGCCAUGCCCUCCUCAGGGGCAGGGGGCUGGUGCCCAGGGCAGGUCAGAGCCCCACCGGGGGGGGACAGCAGGUAGUGAUGGCAAGGGGAUGGGGACACCAUGGCCACGGGGGUUGCUGGGCCAUACUGCAACGCCCCCUCUCUCCCCAGGCCAGGCUAAGGUGAGGGGGGGCACAGUCCCCUGCCCCCCCUCCACCCGCCAGCCCCACACCAGGACCACCACCACCACUGUCCCCUCCGGUUGUUCCCCGGCAUCCACUGUCCUCCCCAGGGUGUCCCCUCGGACUCCAGCAGCAGGUGGGAGGGCCCCCACCCCCAGAGGCACAGGCGCAGCACGGGCAGCCCCCACAACUGGUGCCUCGGGGUGCAAACCAGGACCCCCACCUGCACGCCUGCGGCCCCCCCGCAAGACAGCGGUGAACAGCACCCCGAGGUGACACCCCCAAACCACCCCACACCCACCCAGAGGCCCUGGGGGCACCCAGACCCCCCCCCUAGGUAUCAGCCAAGGUACCUAGGCUGGGGUGGGCAGAGCCAAGGCCACCCCAGGGAUGAGCUGAGGCAUCCACUGGGUUUUGGAAGGAGGCAGGCAGCACCAGGGGCCCCCAGGAAACAGCUAAGGCACCUGUGGGGUUGACAGGUUGCAAGGCAGAGUUGGAACCCCCAGGGACCAGCUGAGGUUGGGGUGGCAGAGUCAGGGGCCUCCCCCAGGGAUGAGCCAAGACAUUCAUUGAGUUUUGCUUUAAUUACAAAAGGUCCCAUCAGCAGUAGGAAACCUCCCAUGUCCCCCAGCACCCAGGGGUCUCUCAUCCCCCCAACACCCAUGCCUGGGUUCCCCCACCUGAGCCUCACCCCUGAGCAGGGGGGAUCCCAGACAUCCCUGUAACCCGUAGCUGAUCCCCCUUCCACAUGCCCCCCACCUGGGGGAGUUGGCACCAUGGGACGGGUUGCACCUUCGUGGGGGUUGGCACAGUGGGCAAAGUUGGUUAUAAAUUCCUUUUUUUGUA
Messenger RNA from Vidua chalybeata, 1758 nucleotides. RefSeq names its product proline and serine rich coiled-coil 1 (gene PSRC1). The transcript has 6 exons. Gene Ontology annotation, molecular function: microtubule binding. Gene Ontology annotation, biological process: mitotic metaphase chromosome alignment. Gene Ontology annotation, cellular component: spindle microtubule; microtubule cytoskeleton; spindle pole. Lineage: Eukaryota; Metazoa; Chordata; Aves; Passeriformes; Viduidae. Bases 1 to 1188 code for a protein of 395 amino acids. The record is from RefSeq and is a predicted model, not a curated record.